AUGUUCUCUUGGAUUUUUAUCUUCUGUGUCUUGCAAAUAAACCAAUUUGUCUCUGCUGGUAUCUAUAAUAUCAGUAGAUGUUAUUACAAAAUCUCUGAAGAAUUUCACCAUGAAGGAGAUGUUGUGAUUGGUGCAUUUUUCCCACUUCACACAUUCUACACUGGGAAGAAAAAUCCACAUUCAACUAUCCCAUAUUACUAUUUGGACAAUCACAUACAGUAUAACUUUAAGAACUACCAGUAUAUUCUUGCUCUGCAAUUUGCCAUUGAGGAGAUCAAUGGGAACCCCAAUCUUUUACCCAACAUAUCUCUUGGAUUCGAUUUCUACAAUGUCAUAUUCACUGGGAAGUACAUUCUUGGUAAGACUUUUAAUUGGCUCACAGGUCUUGGUUUGACAAAGUAUUUACCUAAUUAUAAUUGUAAAAAGAGAAAUUUCACUGCUGCACUGACAGGAACGUCAUGGAUAACAUCUGCCCUAAUUGGGACAUUGCUUCAACUCUUUAAAUUUCCACAGAUUACUUUUGGACCUUAUGAUCUUCUCCUGAGUGACCGUGGUCAGUAUCCUUCUCUCUACCAGAUGGCCCCCAAAGAGACAUCUCUUUCACCUGCCAUUGUUUCAUUGAUGGUACAUUUUAGGUGGUCAUGGGUUGGCCUCAUCCUCCCCGAUGACCACAAAGGAAAUAAAAUUCUAUCAGAUUUUAGGGAGGAGAUGGAGAGAAAUGGCAUCUGCCUAGCUUUUGUAAAAAUGACCCCAACCACAUGGAAUAUAUAUGAUGCCAAAUUCUGGGAAAAUAUGGAUGAAACUAAUGUAACAAUUAUUUAUGGUGACAUUGAUUCCCUAGAAGGUGUAAUGAGGAAUAUUGAGCAAAGGUUAUUGACAUGGAAUGUCUGGAUCAUGAACAUUGAACAUCAUGUUAUUGACAGAGCUGAUUAUUUCUUGUUGGACUCAUUCCAUGGGAGCCUCAUUUUUAAGCACAAUUACAGAGAGAAUAUUGAGUUUACCAAAUUUAUUCAAACAGUUAAUCCUAAUAAAUACCCAGAAGAUGUUUAUCUUCCUAAGCUGUGGUAUUUGUUCUUCAAGUGUUCAUUUGCUGACAUUAAUUGCCAUGUGUUGGACAAUUGUCAAACCAAUGCUUCUUUGGAUAUAUUCCCUCGUCACAUAUUUGAUGUGGCCAUGAAUGCAGAGAGCACAAGUAUUUACAAUGGUGUGUAUGCUGUGGCUCACAGCCUCCAUGAGGUGAGAAUUCAGCAACUUCAAAUGCAACCAUAUGAAAAUCACAAAGGGACAGUAUUCUUUCCAUGGCAGCUUAACCCUUUCCUGAAGGAUAUUGAAGUGAAAGACAAAAGGAGUUUAGAUUGGAGACAGACAAUAGAUACAGAGUAUGACAUUCUUAACAUUUGGAAUUUACCAAAGGGCCUUGGAUUAAAAGUGAAAAUAGGAUCCUUUUCUGCAAAUGCUCCCCAGAGUCAACAGUUGUCUUUAUCUGAACAGAUGAUACAAUGGCCAGAAAUAUUUUCAGAGAUCCCUCAUUCUGUUUGCAGUGAGAGUUGUGGGCCUGGAUUCAGAAAAGUAACCCUGGAGGGGAAGGCCAUCUGCUGCUACAAGUGCGCUCCCUGUGCAGACAAUGAGAUUUCUAAUGAGACAGAUGUACACCAGUGUGUGAAGUGUCCAGAGAGUCAUUAUGCAAAUACAGAGAAGAGCAAUUGCUUCCAAAAAUCUGUGAGCUUUCUGGGCUAUGAAGACCCCUUGGGGAUGGCAUUAGCAAGCAUAGCUUUGUGCUUAUGUGCAAUCACUGCCUUUGUUAUUGGCAUCUUUGUGAAGCACAGAGACACUCCUAUUGUCAAAGCAAAUAAUCGAGCUCUGAGUUAUAUUUUGCUCAUCACACUCACCUUCUGUUUCUUAUGUUCUUUGAACUUCAUUGGUAAGCCAAACACANCUACCUGCAUCCUUCAGCAGACCACCUUUGCAGUUGCUUUCACUAUGGCUCUUGCCACUGUGUUGGCCAAAGCUCUUACUGUGGUCCUUGCCUUUAANGUCAGUUUUCCAGGGAGAAUGGUAAGGUGGCUAAUGGUAUCAAGGGGUCCAAACUACAUCAUUCCUAUCUGCACCCUGAUCCAACUUCUUAUUUGUGGAAUAUGGAUGGCAACAUCUCCACCAUUCAUUGACCAAGAUGCUCAUANNGAAUAUGGACANGUCAUCAUUUUGUGCAACAAGGGCUCAGCUGUUGCCUUCCAUUCAGUCCUGGGAUACCUCUGCUUCUUGGCCCUUGGGAGUUAUGCCAUGGCCUUCUUGUCUAGAAGUUUGCCAGAUACAUUCAAUGAAUCCAAAUUUCUGUCCUUCAGUAUGCUGGUAUUCUUUUGUGUCUGGGUCACCUUUCUUCCUGUCUACCACAGCACUAAAGGGAAGGUCAUGGUAGCCAUGGAANUAUUCUCUAUCUUGGCUUCCAGCACAGCACUCCUUGUCUUCAUAUUUGGUCCUAAGUGUUACAUUAUCUUGUUGAGACCAGACAAGAAUUCAUUUAAUCAUAUCAGGAAGAGAACACCCUCAAGAAGGAAGAAUUUUCCUAAAGUAUAG
Molecule: messenger RNA, 2574 nt
Organism: Mus pahari (shrew mouse)
Lineage: Eukaryota; Metazoa; Chordata; Mammalia; Rodentia; Muridae
Product: vomeronasal type-2 receptor 116-like
Exons: 6
Coding region: 1-2574 (857 amino acids)
Biological process (GO): G protein-coupled receptor signaling pathway
Cellular component (GO): membrane
Molecular function (GO): G protein-coupled receptor activity
Source: RefSeq, a predicted model, not a curated record